AUGGCGGCACUGUUGCUGGCAUCGCACCGGCACGUCUUCCUAUAUAUGGAUGAGUCCAUGUCAGCCGAGGAGAUGCUGGCAACCACGGCCGAAAUGCAGCAGGUGCGAGACUCUCUCCUUUCCUUUUCGACCCCCCUCACAGUGGAUGCGGAGCGGGCAUGGCGGACGGUCGGCAGUAGCGACAGCGGUGCGCCGCCUCUUCACAUGAGUCGUACGCUUAAUGCCCUGGCCCACACGGACGGGGAGUACGAAGUGCUUCUCGCGGCGGUGUCGCGGGAGUGGGCCGAGCAGCAGGAACAGCGCUUGACGCGGCGCCCACAUGGAGCGGCCACCGCUCCAGGCGAUGGUGAAGCUGGCUCUGUACCGCUACCAAAGACGUUCCAACGAGAACUGGAGGAAGCGCGAGCCGCGCAACGUGACGCCGAAGACGCGCUGGCAGAUCAGCGCCGCGCGCAUCGCAAAGAGGUGAUGCUUCUCCGUGCGGAGCUCGAGAGCGUGCAGCGGAGCGGCGACUACACCGCCGUCUCGGAGUCGCCGAGCGGGUCUACCGUGAACGGCAGAGCCGUAUCGCACACCUUGUUGCACUCCCUCCAGCAGCAACAGCACAGGCACCACCAUCACUCGAGUGAUGCCGAGUCGAGCGCCGUCGUAUCGCAGCUGCAAAGGGCUCUUCAGGACGCGCGCAAAGCACAGCAGUUCGCUGAGGAGAAGGUCCGCUUGUUGGAACUGCGGCAGUCGCUGACGUCGGGCAGCAAAGGUGCACCCACUGCGGCAGGGGACGCCAGCGGCGCCGUUACCUCCCCGCGACCAUCUCUGCGUCUGCAACCGUCCAGGGUGACCAGCAUUGCAGCGCCCAGCCCUUCCGCGGCGGCACCGCCCGCCUGGGAGCAGAACCUUCUCAAGCAAGAGAACACAGCGCUCGUCGCGGAGUUCCAACGCAAGGAGAGGGCGUGGCAACAGCAACUGCACCAGGCUUUGGCUGAGGCGGCACAGCUGAAGCAAGAACGAGCCAACAUGGAAGCUACGCUGCAGUUGCAGUCGCAGGCAAUUGCGGCCGCGCAGCAGGCGCUCGUGGACAACCGCGUAACACAGGAGCAGGAGAUGAAGCAACUGCUGGAACGUGUGCGAGUGCUUUCUCAGGAGUCCCGCUCUCGGCGCCGUAAUCAGACCCAAUCCGCUGACACAGACCAGACGCGCGGGUCUCAGGCAGGGGGUGAUGUGCGUGAAGCAGGGGUGCUAUCGCCCCCUGCCCAUCUCUCUCGCCCACUACAGCGGCAAGCCACGCCUGAGGUGUCGCCUGUCGAUUCCCCCAGGUCGAAGACUACAGCGUCCAUCGGUGGCAUCAUGAGCCCGGAUCGCUGA
Messenger RNA from Leishmania mexicana MHOM/GT/2001/U1103, 1362 nucleotides. RefSeq lists its product as hypothetical. The record is from RefSeq and is a predicted model, not a curated record. Bases 1 to 1362 code for a protein of 453 amino acids. The transcript has a single exon. Lineage: Eukaryota; Euglenozoa; Kinetoplastea; Trypanosomatida; Trypanosomatidae.